This is a messenger RNA of Ostrinia nubilalis (European corn borer), 3119 nucleotides long. It is a transcript of the gene lin-28, whose product is annotated as protein lin-28 homolog. Gene Ontology annotation, molecular function: zinc ion binding; mRNA binding. The record is from RefSeq and is a predicted model, not a curated record. NCBI's taxonomy places the organism in Eukaryota, Metazoa, Arthropoda, Insecta, Lepidoptera, Crambidae. Gene Ontology annotation, biological process: pre-miRNA processing. Bases 313 to 861 code for a protein of 182 amino acids. Gene Ontology annotation, cellular component: nucleus; cytoplasm. The transcript has 5 exons.
UAUUUAAAAAAUUACUUGCUUAGCGAUAUCCGGGAAGGGACCGACCGCAUCGUCGCGCCACUCCGCUGCUCUGAGCCACUGUCACUAGUUUUCGAUGCAGUCGAGCUGCGUACGCGUCGUAGGUCGCUUCGCGCGCACGCGCGUUCGGUCUCAUGCACCUACAUUUUGAUAGUUGAUAACAUUAAGAAAGCGCGCAAACUGUAAAUUUAAAUGAGAAUAACCUAAUUAAAGUGCCUUUUAUUCAUGUGAAUGAUGGAUAUUACGAAGAGGUGAUAUUUGUGGUGCCAGUUAUUUUUUAGUUACUUACAUACCAUGAGCGGGAGGGAAGGCGGAAAUGCAGUUCCCUCUUCGAGUGCAGGGGGCGCGAGCGGCGCGGCCGGCGUGAUAGGGGUGACCCGGCGCGGCCGCUGCAAGUGGUUCAACGUGGCCAAGGGCUGGGGGUUCAUCACCCCUGACGAUGGCGGCCAAGACGUCUUCGUUCAUCAGAGCGUCAUCCAAAUGCACGGCUUCCGAUCGCUGGGCGACGAAGAGGAGGUGGAGUUCGAGUGCAAGGAGUCCGACAAGGGGCUGGAGGCGACGCGCGUGUCCGGGCCCUCCGCCGUCGACUGCCAGGGCUCGCAUCGCCGUCCGCUCUCCAAGAAGCGCUUCAGGAAGAUUCGCUGCUACAAUUGUGGUGAGUUCGCCAACCACAUAGCCGCCAAGUGCAGCAUCGGGCCGCAACCAAAGAGAUGUCACAACUGCAAGAGCGAAGAUCACCUCAUUGCCGACUGCCCAGUGAAGGUUGAGAAAAAGGAUGAUCCGCAAUCGAAGAGUUCAGGCAGCUCCCAGGGGAGUCAGCAGGGGAGCCCGCAGCAGUCAUAACUCCUUCAUUUGAAUACAUCCACCUUAUUCACGGCUGGCAACAUUUUAUCAUUUACUUGUUAAGCGCAUUUACUUUUACGCCGAAAGUACAAAAUGUAACGAUAAGAGUUCCCGAUAACGUAAACUAAUGCAUUUACCAGUUCUUUAAUGUAAACACAACUACCUCAUUUACUUAAUAUACCUCUAGAUACAGUAUCAACUAGAAUUACAACAAGACUGAUCAGUACAAAUCCAUAAUGUAGUACAAAAAUUAUACAUAUUUUUAUUGAUAGAAUCUUUAUUACCUAAGUUUGCAAAUGUAACGUAAGUACAAAUUUUAUGUGUUCGAGUGUCAAUAUCUUAAUUGAUUUACUUUAUAUUGUAUUUACCCAAAGUUAAGUGUGUGUUUAUAUCACUAUUAUUAAUUUGUUGCUAUAUUAUAAUAUUAUGACAAACUUUAUGUUAGAAUUUUAGGUCGUAGCCGUAAAAUAGAUUUAGAAGUAUUAGAAUGGCUAUGAAAAUAUUUUAUGAACUUCGAAUAAUUUAUAAAUACGUAAAAAUAACUUGAUUUUACAGUUUUCAUGAAAUCCGUUUUCUACAUUUUCUACCAUACUAUUUCAGAACCAGAAUAUUGGAGAAACUUAUAACUAUUAUUAUCAUAAUAACAACAAAUAAGAAAAAUAAUGAAGUACUUUUUACAAUCUAAUAUCAAUUUACCUAUCUAACAAUAAGCCAAUGUUAUAAUAACAGAAAUGUUUUGAUAGGUAUAAUUUUAAAUAUCAUAGUUUUAUUGUAAUCUUUCACACUGUUAAAUUAUGAAAACGUGCCAAAGCAAACAUUAUUGCAAUAAUAAUUACUAAGUAUAAAAUACAAAGAAGUAAACUCAUAGUGUCCUGAAGUAUAGCAGAUAAAGUUGUAAGAACGCCGCCUUUAAUCAGAGCAUUACAAUCAGAAAUAGUUUUAAGUUGCUGAUUUUAAAGUACAAAACUACAAUUGUUAUACUAAUACUGUACAAUGAAUGACUGCAUUAUUGAGACUUUUGUUUGCUCAAAGUACUAAUCAUAGGUUUGUGAAAUUCGUUUAUGUUGCGUAAUUAGACAUUGGCACUGCAGUCGUGAACAAUUUUCUUUAAGUUUAAGAUGUGGUAUAAUUAACUUUUGCAAUAGUUACAAGUUUUAUUAUUAAGUGUGUAAACUAGUGGGAGAUUGGCUUAGUUUUGUGUUCAAUAUUACAAGUGCCAACAACAAUGCUAAAAGGGAAAUAAUUAAGCGAAUCAAUUUAUCAAAUGCAUACGACAAAGUAACAUACGUACAACUUAUGGGUGCAACUAACAUAUUCACUAUACAAAAUGUAUUUUCGUAUUUGUUACUAAUCACCCAAUUAACUAAUGAGUUAAACAAACAUUAUUAGAUUCAACUUUUAAUGUCUGUUGUAGUUGUCUAGAUACCUCUUAAUUAUUUGAAUUUAUAUUUAAUUUGGCGACACUUUCAACUUCAUAAUACCUAAUAACGUCCAGGCACAUUUUGAUCCCACUACACUAGACCUGCUUACAGCGCCAUGUACCUUUACUUUUAAUUACUCGUAAUAAUUAAGCUUAUUUACGAGAAGUAUCAAGAAGUACUGGCUUUUCAGAAAGUACGUGAUUUUUUUGCAGUUUUUCCAAUUCCAAUCAUAACACUAGUUUAGUUUGAAGUCACACCAUUAAGUGUUCUAACAUUUUAGUUUGAGGAGUCUGUAAUGUUUUAGUUAGAUGAUAAUUUAUAGUAUAGUUUAAACUACCCAUCGAUGUAAUCACUUUAUACCACAUUAUAACAGGCUGGAAUGUUUCAAGGGAGCUUUAAGUAUGUAGGUCGCAACAGAUAGAUGUUUACACAUUCUUUGUCAGCUGUCGACAAUCAUAGUUAAGAAUAUCAUCACAUAGAAGGUGUAUUACCAGUAACUUUAAUAUAUUACGGGUUUUUUGCGUUUUCAAUUACAAUUAGAAUGUAGUUUUAUUGUAAUUAUUUAUAAUUAAGAUUUUAAAUGAAAGACUAUUGGAAACAUCUACCUCAUAAUUUAAUAUCGUUAAAUAGAGUUUAUUCUUAAGUUAAUUAACAUUUUACAAAUUCUAGCAAUUAUAUUUUUCAAACUAUCUUUGCUAAAUGCCGAAUUUCUUGAGGAAUGUAUUUCGUUUAGAGUUUAAUUUUUGUUUUUUUAUUAUUCAAGAAAAAUAAACAGUAAAAGUAAACCGCGUUUUUCUAAUAGGUACGACAUUUACUUAUGAUUAUUCCAACGUUAGU